AUGUCUUACCAAGACCACGAAAAUCCUCCUGCGGUCGCGCGUCCCCUGCCUGCCACACCGCGACUCAAUCCAGUCGAGCUUGCACCAGCUCACGAGCCUACAUCGCCUUCGCUAACGUCCUCAUUCAUCGCAAUCAAUGCCAACCAGCGGCGCUCAGAUUCAUUGUCCACUCAGUCAACCGAUGUCCCUCCACGUCCACCUACACCUCCGCCACGGCCAGUCGCACACCUACUCGCCGAAUGGGCACGCGACUCCACGCCGUUCCGGGGUCUCCAGGAAGCCGUGAUGCAAGGUCGAGCCGCUGAAUCUCAGAUCGAGAAUUACUGGAAUCUGGUCGAAGAGGCGAGGAGAGAUGAGGCUGAACGCGCAAGGAAGAGGCAUCAGAGAGAAUGGGAGAUGAGCCUUCAGCGGGCAGACUUUUCGAAUGUCGGUGACGGGAGUACUCCAGGCAGAGGACGCAGAAGCAGUAUGGGCCCGAUGGACAAGUGGUAUCAGGGCUAUCUUAGAGGCGAGAGUCCAGUCGGCCAAGCAGCGCACAUCACAUCUCUGCCGUGGAAUGUCCGAGACGAGAUGAAGGUGGAGUACACAGACAUGGCCGCAGUCGCCCAGGACGACAUUGCGACGGAGACCUCUCCGACUCCGGGUUCCCGGGGCGCCUAUCAGAACGAUGACUCGCUCGAUGAGAGGACAAGCACAUCCGAAGCGAGUGGCACCGAGGUCGACACCGAGAAGGCCUCCGUAUUCAGCGAGCGCGCUAGCGAUGAGAUGGACUGGCAAUCGACCGACGACGAGACACAGACUGCAAGACGGCCGAAUGCUGGGCGCAUCAUGCGGAAGAAACACAGAAGAGAUUCGAAGAAAGACUCGAAAUUGCGGAGCAAGAAGCUUGCUCAACAUAUCUCCACGACUGAUGAUGACCCAGAUGGACAUGUCUUCGAAAGCCGACGGUCAGACUCUGACACAGACCUGCCGCUUGAGAAUGAUGAGGACGAAGUGAUGGACAGCAUCGAGUCUGAUCAAAUCAACACCGAAGGAUCAAACACCGACAGGGGCUUCGGCACGAGCAUACCCUUCUCGUAA
Molecule: messenger RNA, 1080 nt
Organism: Cyphellophora attinorum
Lineage: Eukaryota; Fungi; Ascomycota; Eurotiomycetes; Chaetothyriales; Cyphellophoraceae
Exons: 2
Coding region: 1-1080 (359 amino acids)
Source: RefSeq, a predicted model, not a curated record